CCUUGUUUCCUACGUUCCUCGAAGGUUGUUGGAUAGUGACUACACUAGUCGGGUACAAAACUUCAUUCAAAUUUCAAACCCAUCCACAUCCUUCUCAGAAUCUUAUAUAAAAUCCUUCUUCCACAAGAAACUGAUCCUUCGUCGCUUUCUGCUAUGUUUCACCGGCGAUACCUCCCCACGGCGUCUCAGUUUGCACCUCCAUUUUUCACGACUCUGGGUUUGGUAUGAUUUCUUUCAAAUUAUGUGGAUUUUCUGGAAUUGUGGAUCGAAGAAGAUGACAGCAGAGGCAAUUCCAUCAACCACGAGAAAUACAGGCUCGACAUCUCAUGUAUCAUCAUCAAGGAGGACUUCUAAAUCAAAUCAGUCUCCUCGUGGAUCAUCGUCGGUGGCGGCGUCUAGUUCGAACGAUAGCAACAGUUACAACAAGGACUCAUGGAAAUCAUCUGUUUCAAGCGGCAGUUCACUCUCGAGCCUCCGAGAGUCAUUACCGGAAAAUCCACAUCUCUACGAUUUCAAAGAGAUUUUCUCCGCCACAAACAAAUUUCUAUCCAACAAGCUUUUUUCAUCGUCUUCUUCCACUGCCUGGCGGUGUGUGAUUCGCGGCGACGACGUGAUUGUCUUUCAACGGAAGUUUCGGCGUCCGAUAGACGCGGCUGAGCUUCGGGAUCGACUUCUCGUGAUUUGCAAGAGCCAUCACUCGAGUCUGAUUAAGCUUCGAGGUGCUUCGAUGUCCGGAAGCUACAUAUACUUGGUUUACGAUUAUGUUAAAGGUGCUAGCCUUGCCGAUUGCCUUAAAAACCCUAAGAACCCUAACUUCACCAUACUUUCCGAUUGGAUGUCGCGAAUUCAGAUUGCAGCUGAUCUCGCUCAUGGCCUCGAUUACAUUCACAACUCUACAGGAUUGGAGAAGAAAUUUAUCCACAAUCACAUCAAAAGCUCAAGCAUAAUUGUAACCCAAUCAUCGUCACUAAACGCGAAAAUAUGCCAUUUUGGAACGGCAGAGCUCUGCGGCGAAACAGAUAGCAGCUUGGAACGAGAUUCAAGUAAGCCAAAUUCAAGAUUCGUGAAAUUCGAGGGCACACGAGGCUACAUGUCGCCUGAAUUUCAGUCUACCGGAGUUCCGACGCAUAAGUCCGACUUGUACGCUUUCGGAGUUGUACUUCUGGAGAUAUUAUCAGGCGAAGAACCGUUGAAGUACAGACAAGAAAAGGGAAAUUACGUUAGAGUUUCGUUGAUCGAGACGACGAGAGAGGCGGUGGAGAGCGGCGGAGUGAGACGGUGGAUGGAUAAGAGGCUGAAUGACUCGUAUCCGGAGGAGGUGGCGGAGAAGAUGGCACGAUUGGGACUGGAGUGUGUGGAGGAUGAUCCAGAAAAGAGACCCGACAUUAGUUGGGUUGCCGGUCGGAUUUCGAAGCUUUAUUUGGAGUCACAGAGUUGGACGGAGAAGAUGGGACAGCUUCCCACUGAUUUCAGCGUCUCCAUGGCCCCUCGAUGAUGAGUCUAUCAUUUUCGUAAAUGACACAGAAGCCCCUUGUCUUUAGUGUAUGUUAAAAUCACCCACUUCUAGUUUCAGUUUUUUCGUUUUUCCAAGAGAGAUUACUUUUUAGGAAGUAAAAUAAAGAGGCCCAACACCAAACAAAAUUAAGCCUCGGAAUGAGUCGUCCAUUACACAUUCUUUAAUUAGUUUUUAGGGAUUUUUUAUAUCAAUGUUUUGUAAAUUGGAAUUUUGCUCAUUUGAAGUGUACGUACUAUGUAGUAUUGUAAAUCAUAUUUAUUAUAUAAUUGUCUUUAUUAAUAAUA
Messenger RNA from Lactuca sativa (garden lettuce), 1800 nucleotides. Its product is annotated as lysM domain receptor-like kinase 3. The record is from RefSeq and is a predicted model, not a curated record. NCBI's taxonomy places the organism in Eukaryota, Viridiplantae, Streptophyta, Magnoliopsida, Asterales, Asteraceae. Gene Ontology annotation, biological process: protein phosphorylation. Gene Ontology annotation, molecular function: protein kinase activity; ATP binding.